This is a messenger RNA of Protopolystoma xenopodis, 354 nucleotides long. The record is from the annotation of a GenBank genome assembly. Lineage: Eukaryota; Metazoa; Platyhelminthes; Monogenea; Polystomatidea; Polystomatidae.
AUGGGCGAUGAAAGCGACUACUUCACUAAAGCCAUGCGAAUUAACAUCCCUGGGAGAAUAUCAGAACAGAAGUGCGAAAUGACCAUAUGGAGUUGGCGCAUAAACAUGAAACAAGAGCUAGGGAUUAGGAACCCCAUAACGGCCAAAGGUAGGGUUGGUGAGUUGCCUGCAUUGGCCAACAGUGGAAUAAGGAUAUCGCAUGAAGAUGCCGGUCAGACGUCGGGCAGUGUACCAAUCCGACGACCCGACAGUAGGAAUUAUCGUGAUUAUCGUAAUGGAUUCAGAACUAGGCAACUCACUGAAGCCCAACUUUGGAAAACCGAAUGCAAAGCAAUUACAAAAUACAACCGGUAG